This is a messenger RNA of Cooperia oncophora, 408 nucleotides long. The record is from the annotation of a GenBank genome assembly. NCBI's taxonomy places the organism in Eukaryota, Metazoa, Nematoda, Chromadorea, Rhabditida, Trichostrongylidae.
AUGUCAGCAGCACCUGUAGCGCUAGUAACCGGUGUCACCUCUUCUGUCGGGAAAGCCAUUGUGCGACGAUUAGCAUUUUCUGGAUAUAAGGUUGCAGCAGCUGAUCAGUGUGCUAAUGCUGUUAGCGAUAUAGCUGAAGACAAUAAUAGGGUUGGCGGUAAGGUUGUUGGUUUCGCCGUCAACAUAGAAGACAAGGCCCAUAGAAGCGAGUUGGUUGUACAAGAGUUGGGAGCACUGGACUCAUUGGUCAUUGUGCCUCCGGACAAUAACGUGCGUGGUGACAUUAUCGACACUAAUAUAAAGGAUUUUGAUAAGUUAUUCAACGACCGAUUGACAAUUCCAUUUCGACUAACUCAAGCUGCCCUUCCAUUUUUAGAAAAGUCAAAAGUAAGUUGCUUUUUCGUUUAA